Messenger RNA from Cricetulus griseus (Chinese hamster), 819 nucleotides. NCBI's taxonomy places the organism in Eukaryota, Metazoa, Chordata, Mammalia, Rodentia, Cricetidae. The record is from RefSeq and is a predicted model, not a curated record.
AUGUCCCAUUUCAAUAAUUGGAAGAGCACCCAAACAAGCCAAAGCUUGAUGUCAAAUGACAGCAUCAGGGUUCCCCAUGAGAGGAAAAAGGAGAACAAAAAGCAUGAAGACCUUCCAGAAGGCCACCACUCACCGUAUGGUCAGAUGCUGCAGGACACGGAGGAUGUCUGGAAUGCUGGGAGCAAAACUAAGGAAGCAGGAGAAGAUGGAGCUGCAGAGGAAGGAUCUUUUGUCAGCAAAAUAGAGCUACGAAAAGAUGUGAAAGGUGGAGCAGCCCAGCCCUGUGAUAGCAAGGCUGCGGGGCGAGACUGCGAAUUGUCUCCUCGAACAGCAAAGAGCUUCCGGAUACACAAUGUGAGUCCUCUUUCUUCUCCUAACCUGUUGCAGACCGAGAAGAUGAUCCCCCACAGAAGGGCACGUAUGGCCUCCCUGCCCCAGCAGGGCCCUUUCCGACACCUUAUGGACAUGAAGGCAGAGAGGAGACUGGCAGGCUGGAGGGAGCGCCGUAACCGCUUUGGUGACAUUAGCACACACAAGUGCUAUCAGUUUGGGCAGAUCUUCUCUCCUUUCCAGGCUCUGGCCACCACGGAGAUGAGAAGGCUGGUAUUGCCCCGAGACCUGCCCGUGAGUUCUCGAAUGCAGAAAAUAAGUACUUCAUCCCUCAGUGACAUAAACCUCCAGGAUAUACCCCUGUCUCCCACAGAGCUGGACUUGGGAAAGGAUGACAACCACCAUGAAAAAGAGAAAUCAGUGAGCCACAUUAAAACGCCUUUAUUCCCCCCAAUAGUUAAAGCAACAAAAUAUAACGACACGAAAUAA